AAUCAAAAUGUGACAUCCUUGGUUACGGCGCUGACAAGUGACGUCCAUUGCUUUAGAAGUUGGCGAUUCAUCUGUCAUCUCUCUUUAACAUUGACCUCCAUAUUCUAUUUGUCUACUUGUCUGCCUCUCGUCUCAUUGCCUGUUGUCCAUCUGUCUGUCUGUCUUCCUGUACUGUAUAUUUAUUGUCUGUCUGCCUUGUCCUUUUGUGUGCCCGCCAUUUCUGGCCCGCCCCAACGGUUCUUUUAAGAACCAAAGUUCUGCUGUCAAUAUGGCUUCAAAGGAAGAUGCUGAGGAUGCUCAUCUUAGGGAGCUUCUGAAACAAGGUCAAGCUUAUGCCAAGGACCUUAAUCCUGAACCGGCUAAGAACAAAAAGAGGACCACAAAAAACAGGUUCAGGAUUAGUUGGAGAAAGAGAGAUGUGCGGGGAGCAUUAGUCCCACAAACUACCAAAUGUCGAUCUUCAACUGCACCCAGGGCUGGAACGAAGAAACGCAAGGACACUGUCAGUAACACACAGGACCUUGUUGAGGACAGGGAUCAUCAGGAAUCAGUUCUUUAUUCCCUUCUUCAAGCGGUCAAAGAAAUGUUACUUGAUGGUCAGCCAGCAGCCCCUGAGUGUGAGAAACACACAGAGGCACAAGAUUGGGGAAUUCGAAAUGCCUGUUCUGCAGAGAGGUGGAAAGUGUCCCGCCCGCAUCUCAUCAACAGCAUGCUGUCAGAUGAGGCAGUAUUGCCCACCACCUGCCAGUGGUGUAGGCAAGGAGUGGCUGUGAUGAGGUGUAGUGAGUGCUUACCUCACCAGUAUCUGUGCAUGGCCUGUGACAAAGAGCAACACACCAGACAUGUUCUGCACAACCGGAGAUCCCUGAUCUAG
Osmerus eperlanus (European smelt) is the source of this 874-nucleotide messenger RNA. RefSeq lists its product as uncharacterized. The transcript has 6 exons. The record is from RefSeq and is a predicted model, not a curated record. Bases 269 to 874 code for a protein of 201 amino acids. NCBI's taxonomy places the organism in Eukaryota, Metazoa, Chordata, Actinopteri, Osmeriformes, Osmeridae.